GGGGAGCGGUGGUCGGGGCCAGCCGGGAGUUGCUCUGUGGCUGUUCGCAAGGGCCGGAGACGGCGGCGGCGGCGGCGCCGCGGGGUCACCAUGUCGUUCCGGGAUCUCAGGAAUUUUACUGAGAUGAUGAGGGCUCUGGGAUAUCCCCGACUCAUCUCUAUGGAGAAUUUCCGCACUCCAAACUUCAUGCUGGUUUCAGAGAUGCUUCUUUGGCUGUGCAGAAGAUAUGAACCUCAGACUGAUGUCCCUUCUGAUGUUGAGACAGAGCAGGACCGGGUUUUCUUCAUUAAGGCAGUAGCUCAGUUUAUGGCUACCAAAGCUCAUAUAAAGCUCAACACAAAGAAGCUUUACCAAGCAGAUGGCUAUGCAGUGAAGGAGCUGUUAAAAAUAACUUCUGUGCUUUACAAUGCCAUGAAAACCAAAGGGAUGGAGACCACCUCAGUGUCCGAGGAAGAAAGCAGCAAAUUCAAGUUUGACCUUGGCUCAAAAAUUGCUGAUUUGAAGGCAGCCAGGCAGCUUGCUUCAGAAAUCACAUCCAGAGGAGCAUCUCUGUAUGAUUUACUUGGCAAAGAGGUGGAGUUGAGGGAAUUGAGAACGGAAUCCAUUGCGAGACCUCUGGAGAUAAAUGAGACUGAAAAGGUGAUGAAAAUUGCCAUCAAAGAUGUUCUGGAACAAGUCCAGAAGACUAAGGACAUGUUGAAUAACGUGGCCUCGGAUGAAGCCAACUUGGAAGCCAAGAUUGAAAAGAGAAAACUGGAACUGGAAAGAAACCAGAAGCGACUGCAGACCCUACAGAGUGUCCGACCAGCCUUUAUGGAUGAGUAUGAGAAGAUCGAGGAGGAGCUGCAGAAACAGUAUAGCAGUUAUCUUGAAAAAUUCCGUAAUCUGGCCUAUCUGGAGCAGCAACUGGAUGAUCAUCACAGAGUAGAGGAGGAGAGGUUUGAGGAAACAGAAAACACACUACGCCUGAUGCAGAACAGGCUGAAGGAGGAGGAAAAACGCCUGCUCAAGAGUGGAAGUAACGAUGAUUCAGACAUAGAGAUCCAAGAGGACGAGGGAUCUGAUAGUGAAGAAGAAGACAGGCAGCUAAUAAAGCAGCGCACGGCCAUGGAGAUCCUGAUGCAAGGGAGACCCAACAAACGGAUCGUGGGGACGAUGCAAGGUGGAGAGACAGAGGAUGAUGAGGAGUCGGAGGAUAGUGAGAUUGACCUGGACGAUGAUGAAGAUGAUGAUGAGGAUGACCUUGAAGAUGACAGCAUGGAAAUCUCUCCCAGCAAGGCCAAUCGCCGGGCCAGGAAGCCAGAGCCACUGGAAGAGAGUGAUAAUGACUUCUGACUCUCCUUCCGAGGUGGAACCACUUAACAUCUCGAGAUGGAAACUUCAGCCAGCGAAAGGGUUGGGAAUGUAACACACACUGCUGUGCCUAGAGGUAUUUUAUAUAGGAAGGAAAUUUGGAGUCAGUAAAUAAUAAAGCUAUGUUCACAGUGACAGUUAAACGUUAAUUGCCAAUCUCCUUCCCUGCUCAUCUUUCCCAAAAUGUGACUCAUUCUGAUGAUAAUUAAAAGUGACAUGAUAUUAAAUACUUGUUUCCUUAACCUGUUGGAAAGUGGGAUUAUAUCUGAGCAUUAGAACUGGAGUUCCACAUUGCAUGAUGCCAAAGGUUUGAAAACCGCUACCAGAUGGUGGUUUAGGCCUUGUCUACACACAAACCGGUACCAGUGUAACUAAUACUGGUUACAACUGACGCAAAACUCUUGUGUGGGUACAUUUCAAUUGAUUUAAACCUGCUUUGUAUUGAUUUAGCCAAAACUGAUUCCUUACCAAAUUAAGAGCUUGUUCCCACACAGAAGUUUCACCAGUUUAACUACAGGUGUGAUAUUAAACUGAUAGAGGUAAGCCGUUGCAGAACAGUGUGUGGAUGCUGUUAUACUGGCAUAAACCCAUUUUAUAUCAGUAAUUUAACUUAAAUCUCUCAGGAAGAGGGUUAAGCAAAACUGCAGUAACCCACUCUUGAGCCACCAUCACAGGGCUUUGCAGCAGUUGAAUUAAAUCAGCAUAAGCAUCAACCCUUUAGUUAAAGUCCUGAGCCUGUACAUAGACCAGGCCGCAGUCUCUUGCAACGAGUGCAGUUAAAUAAGUCCAAAGCUUGUCUAGCUGCCAUGGGUUUGCCAUUGCAAGGCGUGCCUUACAGGACCUUCCUUCUUUGGAUGUCUUUUGCAUGAUACCUCCCGAUAUGACAACUGGGUAGAGAUUCUCUUCCAUAAACAAGCCUAAAAAGUCACAGAAGUCUAUUCUGCUGUCCUCCUGCAUGCUAUACAAGCUGUUUUGUUUAUGUAGAUCCCCGUGUUUCAGAAAUAAAUGUAUUUUCUGCAUUGA
This is a messenger RNA of Gopherus flavomarginatus (Mexican gopher tortoise), 2376 nucleotides long. RefSeq names its product clusterin associated protein 1 (gene IFT38). Gene Ontology annotation, biological process: cilium assembly. Lineage: Eukaryota; Metazoa; Chordata; Testudines; Testudinidae. The record is from RefSeq and is a predicted model, not a curated record. The transcript is spliced from 12 exons. Gene Ontology annotation, cellular component: intraciliary transport particle B; cilium; centrosome. The coding region runs from base 91 to 1335 and encodes 414 amino acids.